UCCAUGUCCCCUCAGGCUCUGCGAAGCCUGGUCUUGAGACCGUGGCAAACGUGCUUAUGUUGAGUAGGCAUGCAAGCCUGCUCUCAAGUCUAUUACUCUUUAUGUUGAAAGUGGCGAAGUGUGUACUGUGAGUAGACGCUUUCCGGUGCAUUCACUCCUCAUGACGAGCUCGAUCUUUAAUGCCCAUGACUUAAUGAAGGAGUGUGUAUAAACUACAGGCAGUCCGAGAUACCUCGAAGCGGAAGGAUCUGGGAAGGUGGUGUAGAAUAGGAGUAGUAUGUGAUGUGAGGCCUAUAGUCACCAGCAAAGAUGAAGAAGCCUAAUUGAGUGAAUGGGAGAAGCAAUGGCAAGUAGAGGCCCUGGGGUCUUCAUGCGAAGUUUGAACUGUCACAGAGCUGGUCUAUGUCGUGUGCUUGCGGUUUCGGUGAAGAGAGUGUUAUCCAGGAUGAGGAUAUUAUGAGUUUUUUUCAUUUUUUUGUGUGGACGAGGAUAUGGUGAAAUUUAUAGCAGGGAAUACCCACAGCAUGCUAAUCGGUAGUAGGAAAGCAUACGAGUUGUUUUGAUGCGACAGGGAGUAGGAGAUAUGACUGUUAAAAGGCGCUUCGUUAGGUGCUGUGAGGAAGCGAGGAGAUUGAGCGCGGUGGUGGUCAUCUUCGAGUCUAUGAUUUGCCGUCUAUAUGAGCCAUAGAGGGAAGGGUGUGUCAAGUGUGAACCGGGGCGGAGAGAGAGAGGUGGGAGGCCCCGGGUAGGGCUGGGCGGGGUGGGGGGGGGUGCAGUUGCAUAACAGCUGGCUUUGUGGCUGGCUUCCAAAGUGAGCGAAAUGUGUCAUUCAUUUUGCUGUCAUCGGCAAAUUCUUGUUGAAAACUAGAAGAUGCAGCAUUUUAGGGAGGAAGAGUCCAUGAUUGGCGUUUGCCGAUUUGGUGCGCUAAGCAAGAGGGGCAGGCGACAGGCAAACUGAAAUGCUGAUCAAAGGAAGCAUGCGGACUAAAAGAGAGAGAUUUGGAUGAAAUAGAACAGCAAGUAGGGGAGUAGUAGCCAUGUGAGAGGGUCCUGCGAAUGCUAUGAAAUAUUUGAGAGCCGAGUACAAGUUGAAUGUGGAGUCUCUUCCUCGUGAGUGAAAUGAGAGAUUGUGAUUAGUAGUAAGUGAGAGAUUACGGAGACGAUUACGGCGACCAUAACACAUAUCUGACUAUGUGUUUGUCAAGUUUAGUAGCAGGCGGGUAGUUUAACGAAAGAUGGGGCGUGGAUUGUGUGCAAAGUAAAGACUCUGGAAAGAAGCACUGGAGCAAGGAGCAGCGGCACGACACGUGAUGGAUCUGCGGCAAUGUUAUCAAACGGUGAAGUGAGAGAUUUGGAAGACAAAGUAACAAGGUACCGUACAGGUGCAGCAGUGCAAGCUGGAAUAUCAUCUGCUUGCGAAACGCAGGGGAGUCUAGAUGUUCUCUGGUCAUGGUGCGUGUUUGUUGGAAAAGGAGAAGGGAGUGGAAGUGAUGGUUCUUGUGCAGAUUACUCUCUGGGGAGAGUACGGUGUGUACGAGUCUAACGAAGGCGACAGGCAGAUGGCGACGAUUAUGGAGACGAUUACGUCAGAAGGGAGAGUGGAAGAAGACAAAGGCUUGUGGGGGAGAGGGGUGCGCGGGGGCAUGGAGGAAGGGAGAAGGGAGGAAGGGGAGGAGAGGCAAAACGAAGGUUCAAGUAGUCAGGUAUCAGUUGGCAUGUUGAGGCUGCCCAACUAUGAGAAGAGGGGAGAGAAGGGUUGUACGGAAAGAGAGACGGAGUGAGGGCUCAAGUGGCAAGAGGGAGGGUUAAGUUGCUUGACUUUUACACUACGAUGAACCGAGACGGAGUGAGGGCUCAAGUGGCAAGAGGGAGGGUUAAGUUGCUUGGCUUUUACACUACGAUGAACCAGGAGGGGAGGAGGGAGUGAGGGGACAAGGAGGGAAGGUGACACAAGAGGGAGGGUUAAACCACUACUGCCAGCAUGCUUCGUCCAGAAGGCCGCACUUUUCACAUAACAGUCUGUCCUCCGUCGGUUUGAUAUGCAUGGUGCGGGAAAAUUUGGGUUCGACAAAAUGGCCUUCACGGGAAUGGUGGUUUACGUCGUACUGUGUUCGUUGGCAACUUGGCUGCGUACUGUGUUCGUUGGCAACUUGGCUGUUAAUCAGCCGGUGGAGAGGGAAGCAAGGAAAGUGAGGAGAGGGGAGGAAGGGAAGAGACGGGAGGGAGGAAAGGAAGGGAAGAGAGGGGAGGAAAGAAAAGGAGAGAGAGGAGAGAGGGAAGGUUAGCAAGUGGUGUAUUAGCUGGUAGUUUUUCCAUCUUUGCCAGCAAUAGUGUGUUCUCUCUUCCUCUUGUGCCUUAUAAGCUAUGCUGCAUUGGAGUUCCUUAAAGCACCAGUACAUGGGCACCUGGGCCGCGGGCCUGACACCUCAGAUUCUCGAGGCGCAAAACGAAAACGCAACCGCCGAUCGAAUUUAUCAACGACUUGCCCAGCGUUUGACGUUUCGGCCUCGUUUUUGUGUGGCAACAAGUUUUGGACUGCAAGGCUGGGGCCGUGUACUUGUGGUUUAAGACGAUGGAGUUAACGAGGAAAGGAGUCAUGCUGCGAGGUGAUGCCGAAGUCAUUUUUUUCUAGUAAAUGACUAAUGACCUU
Chara braunii is the source of this 2650-nucleotide messenger RNA. The record is from the annotation of a GenBank genome assembly. NCBI's taxonomy places the organism in Eukaryota, Viridiplantae, Streptophyta, Charophyceae, Charales, Characeae.